Messenger RNA from Corticium candelabrum, 1388 nucleotides. Its product is annotated as keratin-associated protein 10-5-like. Lineage: Eukaryota; Metazoa; Porifera; Homoscleromorpha; Homosclerophorida; Plakinidae. The coding region runs from base 283 to 1326 and encodes 347 amino acids. The transcript has a single exon. The record is from RefSeq and is a predicted model, not a curated record.
UAGUGAAAUCGUGUUGUCUGAUUAGAUUAUUUUAGUUGAAAAUAUUUGUAUUGUUUGUUGUUGUUUAUUUUGGUUACGAGCCAUAAGAAAUGGGGCUUUGUGAAAAGGUCAUGUGACUUACCUGUUUGUAAUUGGUAAUGCGAAAUCAAUCGCUUUGUGGCUUACAAUGUUUAUAUGGAAAGCUAACGUUACGGAAUUAGGAGCGAUGUGUAUGUCCCGUAUGUGAUAAGUCUAGUUGCUGUACUUCGACGACUACAGACUAUUUACAAACUUUGCAGUCACAUGUCUGUCUGUUUGUUUGUCCAUUUGUCUGUCUGUUUGUUGUUUGUUUGUCCAUUUGUCUGUCUGUUUGUUGUUUGUCUGUCUGUUGUUUGUCUUUCUGUUUGUCUGUCUGUUUGUUUGUCUGUCUGUUGUUUGUCUGUCUGUUUGUCUGUCUGUUUGUUGUUUGUCUGUCUGUUUGUCUGUCUGUAUGUCCAUUUAUCUGUCUGUUUGUUGUUUGUUUGUCUUUUGUUUGUCUGUCUGUCUGUCUAUGUGUCUGUCUAUCUGUUUGUCUGUCUGUCUGUUUGUCUGUAUGUACAUUUGUUUGUUUGUCUGUCUGUUUGUUUGUCUGUCUGUUUGUCUAUUUGUUUGUUUAUUUAUCUGUCUGUCCAUUUGUUUGUCUGUUUGUUGUUUGUCUGCCUGUUGUUGAUUGUCUGUUUGUUGUCUGUCUGUCUGUCUGUCUGUCUGUCUGUCUGUGUGUCUGCCUAUGUGUCUGUCUGUUGUCUGUCUGUCUGUCUGUCUGUUUGUUUGUCUGUCUGUUUGUUGUUUAUCUGUCUGUCUGUUGUUUGUCUGCCUGUCUGUCAGUUGUCUGCCUGUCUGUUGUUUGUCUGUCUGUCUGUUGUUUGUCUGUCUGUCUGUUGUUUGUCUGUCUGUCUGUUGUUUGUCUGUCUGUCUGUUGUUUGUCUGUCUGUCUGUCUGUCUGUCUGUCUGUUUGUCUGUCUGUUUGUUGUUUAUCUGUCUGUCUGUUGUUUGUUUGCCUGUCUGUCAGUUGUCUGCCUGUCUGUUGUUUGUCUGUCUGUCUGUUGUUUGUCUGUCUGUCUGUUGUUUGUCUGUCUGUCUGUUGUUUGUCUGUCUGUCUAUCUGUCUGUCUGUCUGUUUGUCUGUCUGUUUGUCUGUCUGUUAGUUGUUUAUCUGUUUAUCUGUUGUCUGUCUGUUGUUUGUCUACCUGUGUGUCUGUUGUCUGCCUGUCUGUUUGUCUGUCUGUCUGUCUCUAUCUGUAAGACUAACUAUCUACUUCCUACAUUACAUCCACACUCAUUCAUUAUUAAACACAGCUUCAAUUACUAGUUGAUAGUAAUAUUUUAUUUUCUAAUUAUUUUCAUAAUAAUUCUUUAUCUCAUAACAGGCCA